This is a messenger RNA of Rangifer tarandus platyrhynchus (Svalbard reindeer), 990 nucleotides long. NCBI's taxonomy places the organism in Eukaryota, Metazoa, Chordata, Mammalia, Artiodactyla, Cervidae. The record is from the annotation of a GenBank genome assembly.
AUGGAGAACACUCUCAACAGCAGCGGCUCCAGGAGCAGCGGUCCGGGCACUGUGGGCCCCACCCCAGGGCCCCCCCACACAGUGCAGGAGGUGCUGGACGCACUGGUCAUGUUCACCUGCGUGGGCGGCAUCGUGGGCAACGGCCUGGUGGUCUGGCUGCUGGGCUCCCGGCGGCGGAGGGGCCCGCUGGGCAUCUACCUGCUCCACCUGGCCGUGGCCGACCUCCUCUUCCUCCUCUGCUUGGCCGCGCUGACCAUCCUGAGCGCCAGCUCCUGGGGGGCCCGCGUGCACCACCUGGGCCUCCGGGCGGUGAGGAGCGCUGGGUACCUGGCCUACACGGUGAGCCUGAGCCUGCUGACGGCCGCCAGUGCCCAGUCCUGCCUCCCCGGCCUCUUCCCCACCUGGUACCGGGGCCGCUGGCACCUGCGCCUGUCGACCGCGGUGUGCGCCGCACUCUGGCUGCUGGCUGUCCUGCUGAUCGUGCCAGCCUGGUACUUCCACGACGAGGCCAAGCGUCCCCACCCGUGGCCGGGAUCCAGGGCGGAGACCGUCUUGCACUUUGUCACCCUGGUCAGCUCCACGCCCGUCAUGGCCCUGUCCGGCAUGGCCCUCUGCAUCCAGGUGCAGAGGAGCUCGCGCCCGUGGCAGCGGCCGCUCACGCGGCUCUACCUGGCCGUCCUGCUCUGCGUCUUCGUGUUCCUCGCCUGCGCCCUGCCCCUCGGCAUCUCCUGGCUCCUGCUCUACUGGCUGGACCUGCCCCAGCACGCAAAGACUGUCUUCGGCCGCCUCACCUGCCUCUCUCUGUCCGUCAGCAGCAGCACCAAACCGAUGAUCUACUUCCUGGUGAGCAGCAGGGGCCACUUGAGCCUGCGGGAGCCCCUGGGAGCCAUGCUCAGCACGGUGCUGCAGGAGGAGCCCGAGCUGGAGGAGGGGGAGACGCCCUCCACCGACCCCAGCGAUGAGGGCAGACUCCCUAAGAGGAAGGCCUGA